Molecule: messenger RNA, 2187 nt
Organism: Peromyscus eremicus (cactus mouse)
Lineage: Eukaryota; Metazoa; Chordata; Mammalia; Rodentia; Cricetidae
Gene: Rgs7
Product: regulator of G protein signaling 7
Exons: 17
Coding region: 41-1453 (470 amino acids)
Biological process (GO): intracellular signal transduction; regulation of G protein-coupled receptor signaling pathway; G protein-coupled receptor signaling pathway
Source: RefSeq, a predicted model, not a curated record
CUGAUAAUCCUUGUAACGGAGGGACCAAGUUCUGGGUGAAAUGGCCCAGGGGAAUAAUUAUGGACAGACCAGCAACGGGGUGGCGGACGAAUCACCCAACAUGCUGGUGUACAGAAAGAUGGAAGAUGUCAUAGCGCGCAUGCAAGAUGAAAAGAAUGGAAUUCCCAUCCGCACUGUCAAAAGCUUCCUUUCCAAGAUACCUAGCGUCUUCUCUGGGUCAGACAUUGUUCAGUGGUUAAUAAAGAACUUAACUAUAGAAGAUCCAGUGGAGGCUCUCCAUUUGGGAACGCUAAUGGCUGCCCAUGGCUACUUCUUUCCCAUCUCAGAUCACGUCCUCACACUCAAGGAUGAUGGCACCUUCUAUCGGUUUCAAACACCCUAUUUUUGGCCAUCAAAUUGUUGGGAGCCAGAAAACACAGACUAUGCUGUUUACCUCUGCAAGAGAACAAUGCAAAACAAGGCAAGGCUAGAGCUAGCAGAUUACGAAGCCGAAAGCCUGGCCAGGCUGCAGAGAGCAUUUGCCCGGAAGUGGGAGUUCAUUUUCAUGCAAGCAGAAGCACAAGCAAAAGUGGACAAGAAAAGAGACAAAAUUGAAAGGAAGAUUCUUGACAGCCAAGAGAGAGCAUUCUGGGACGUCCACAGGCCUGUGCCUGGAUGUGUAAAUACCACAGAAGUGGACAUUAAGAAGUCAUCCCGAAUGAGAAACCCGCACAAAACACGUAAGUCAGUCUAUGGUUUACAAAAUGACAUCCGAAGCCACAGUCCCACCCACACACCUACACCAGAAACCAAGCCUCCUACAGAAGAUGAGCUGCAUCAACAGAUAAAAUACUGGCAAAUACAGUUAGAUAGACAUCGGUUAAAAAUGUCAAAAGUUGCUGAUAGCCUACUAAGUUAUACGGAACAGUAUGUAGAGUAUGACCCGUUUCUUGUGCCACCUGACCCUUCCAACCCAUGGCUCUCGGAUGAUACUACUUUCUGGGAACUUGAAGCAAGCAAAGAACCAAGCCAACAGAGAGUAAAGCGAUGGGGUUUUGGCAUGGAUGAGGCAUUGAAAGACCCAGUUGGAAGAGAGCAGUUCCUUAAGUUUCUAGAAUCAGAAUUCAGCUCAGAGAACUUAAGGUUCUGGCUGGCGGUGGAGGACCUGAAGAAAAGGCCUAUCCGAGAAGUACCCUCUCGAGUGCAGGAAAUAUGGCAAGAAUUUCUGGCUCCUGGGGCCCCCAGUGCCAUUAACUUGGAUUCUAAGAGUUAUGACAAGACCACACAGAAUGUGAAGGAACCAGGACGAUACACGUUUGAAGAUGCUCAGGAGCACAUUUACAAGCUGAUGAAGAGUGACUCAUACCCCCGCUUUAUAAGAUCUAGUGCCUACCAGGAACUUCUACAGGCAAAGAGAAAGAGAUGCCAUGAAAGGCUGCUCCACGCCGUACUUAGCCCAAGAGCCUUUGUUUAAAGCAAGCACCUGCCCUCAAAUCUGGGGAAAUCUCUCACAUCCAAGCGGUUAACAAGCCUUGUUCAGUCUUACUAAAAGGAUCAUCUUUGUGACAUGAAAGCUGAAUGGAGCCAUCGCCCACACCUUGUAGCCCAUUGCUGUUACCUGGAGCUGAGGACGUUAGACCAAGAUGUUGCAUGAAUGAAGGACCUGAAUUGUUCUUUUCUGUGUGCACAUUAAGGCAUCGCCAUCGCCAAGGGACUCUGCCAUCUCAUUGCCUCUGUCUCCACCUGUCGUCUGCUUCCCUUCCUCCUCUUACUAAGCUGGAUCUGUGUCUUUUCCUUUUUUAACCAGUUCAAGUGAAGUAAAACUUGAUUUGCCCCCUCCCCUUCCUCUUUUUCUUAAAGCUUCCGCUAGAUGCACAGUUCACUGAAAAUUCAGUCAGUCACAAACUGGAAGAAUUGUAAAAGAAAAAAAAAGUAUAUAUCAAUAAGUAUACACAUGGCUUCACAUUUAUUAAAUAACAAAUUAGCCCAGAAGUGUCAUUUCACCCUUGUAUCCACAGUCUGAAACGAAUGCCUAACUUCGUCUAUUCUCUGGACAUUGUCUGUUCAUGUUUCUUGUGUUUAUUUUUAUACCAUAUUUAAAUGAGAAAACACCUUUUACUCCAAAUGUAUCAAAGUUGACCUCUUCUCUGUAAAUUUGUGUAUGUUUAUAUUGUUGUUUUAUCUUUCAUUAAAAGAUGCAGAAUCUCA